GCUUCUUUACGGCUGGGAAUUCGGCGUCUUCCCUGCUGAGAAAAAGUGUUUUGGGUUUUUACGGGAAGUUUUUGGAUUUGGGUUUCUUGAACAGAUUUCUUUGGACCUGCAAUUAUGGCGUACUACGAACCCCAAGGCUGGCAAGCUCCCGUCCGCCAGGGCUCCUGGGAGCAACCUGCUCCCCCUUCACGAUCAGGCACAAGCUCUACCGCUCAGCGCGAUGAUUCACCUGCCUUUGCCUCUCAGUUCGAUGAGGUUGAUCGGGCCAUCGAUAACCUGGUGAAAAGCGGGAAAUUGUUCAACUCAAUGCCACGGAGAGAAUCAGUACCCCUUAUGAUGGGACGCCCCUACGACUAUGAUGGAAGAAUGAUAGGUGGCAUGGGCCCUCCACGUCACCACUCUAUCAGCGAUUACGAUAACCUUCGCCCACAUUCUGCCUCCAACCUGCAAGGAUUUUACGCCGCGCAGCGAUUCCAGGGCCGUCCCAGCGAAGCGGAACAGAUGAUGCAAGCGAAACGCCGAUUGGCAGCGCAACGAGAGAGGGAUCUCCGCAAUUAUCAUCAGGAGCAACAAUAUAACCGAAGCCUUCUUGCCGAAAUGUCUGGAAACAAAUCCGAUCGUUCCAUGAGUCCUGCUGCGAUGAGCGAAGAAAGCCGACGCGAAUUGAUUGCACGUCAGCACCGUGCCCUGUAUGGCAAUGAUUCAUCCUCCUUCUUCCCCAAUGGAAGCCUCGGAGACGACGGCCAGCCAUCUGGUACUGCGAAUACGACUGCAAGCGGCGCGCGAGGCCCCUCUCCAAGGGGUGUGGAUCCCUUCGGCGGUCUUGGUCAGGCCCAUGCCCAACCUGGCUCGGAGAAUUCCGGCCAAACCCCCGCCGGGGCCCCUGCCGCUCAAUCGACCGUCGUGCAGCAACCCCGGUCACGUGCCAACAGCACUUCGUCCCCAAGCUCCAACGCGAACCAGGCCUCCUAUGGCAUCUUCGACUCGAACCAGCAAUCUACCUCGACGUCGUCGGCAACAGGUGCCAGCACCGACAUCUCAACAUCGCACCCUGACAACAACAACAAGUCGGCCACCAGCGCUGUCGGGCCGAUUGGUUCCCGUCCUGUUCCUGUAACCAGCCAGGCUCCCAAUCCAGCUUUGAACAAGCGUUCGACAACCCCUCUGCCCUCUCCGUUGAGCUAUGGAUUCUCCCCUAGUGAGGUUGUGGGUUCUACGGGUCCAAAUACCACCUCUAAUGGAAACGAGAAAGUUGCGCCCAAUGCGGCACCCUCUACGCACACUGGCACUGCUGGAGCCUCAAGCACCGGAAAGAAGGAGCCCGGCAAUGUUGGUCUUCCCUGGGGCAACGGCAGUGGUGUGUGGAGGUCCAAAGGCUCUCUCGGCGUCCAAGCUUCUGUCUGGGGCUAA
Molecule: messenger RNA, 1410 nt
Organism: Coccidioides posadasii C735 delta SOWgp
Lineage: Eukaryota; Fungi; Ascomycota; Eurotiomycetes; Onygenales; Onygenaceae
Source: RefSeq, a predicted model, not a curated record